UCUUUACCUCUUUCUGUCGGUAUUGGAUUCUUAAGCACAAAUGGCUUUCUCUUCACAUUCUAAGAUCUCCUUUCUGGCCUUAUUUUCUGUGUCUCUCUUUGCAUGUUGUGCUCUGGCUCAUGAUUUUUCGAUUGUGGGUUAUUCACCGGAACACUUGACUUGCAUGGAUAAAAUCAUAGAGCUGUUUGAAUCAUGGGUGUCAAAACAUGGCAAAACUUACAGGAGCAUUGAAGAGAAGUUGCAUAGGUUUGAGAUAUUCAAAGACAACUUGAAACACAUUGAUGAGAGGAACAAAGAGAUUAGUAGCUACUGGCUUGGGUUGAAUGAGUUUGCAGACUUAAGCCAUGAGGAGUUUAAGAAAAAGUAUCUAGGAUUGAAACCUGCUUCGCCCGAAACAAGAGGGUCCUCCAGAGACUUCAGUUAUAGAGAUGUGGUGGAUCUGCCCAAGUCUGUGGAUUGGAGAAACAAAGGAGCUGUUACUCCAGUCAAGAACCAAGGUUCAUGUGGUAGUUGUUGGGCAUUUUCAACUGUAGCAGCUGUCGAGGGCAUCAACCAGAUAGUUACUGGAAAUUUAACUUCAUUGUCCGAGCAACAGCUAAUUGAUUGUGAUAGAAUUUUCAAUAAUGGCUGCAAUGGGGGUUUGAUGGAUUAUGCAUUCCAAUUCAUUGUCUCCAAUGGUGGAUUGCAUAAGGAGGAAGACUAUCCAUAUUUAAUGGAUGAAGGAAGCUGUGAAGAGCAGAAGGAAGAAAUGGAGGUAGUGAAAAUUAGUGGUUAUCAAGAUGUGCCACAAAAUGAUGAAGAAAGUCUUUUGAAGGCACUUGCUCAUCAGCCUCUCAGUGUAGCUAUCGAGGCCUCCGGUCGAGAUUUCCAAUUUUAUAGCGGGGGAAUAUUCAAUGGGCAUUGUGGAACUGAGAUAGAUCAUGGAGUAACAGCUGUUGGAUAUGGUUCAUUGAAGGGGUCAGAUUACAUCAUCGUGAAGAAUUCAUGGGGACCUAAGUGGGGGGAGAAAGGGUACAUAAGGAUGAAGAGAAACACUGGAAAACCAGAGGGGCUUUGUGGUAUCAACAAUAUGGCUUCAUAUCCUACUAAAAAGAAUUGAUCUACUAAUUCCCUUCUCGUGUCAACUUUAAUUUCUUCAUUCCAUGUAUGAAGAUUUUUAUUUGUAUGCCCAUAUUUUUCCUCCAAUAAAAUGGCUUUCUCUAGAAACUCUCUAUAAGGAAAAGCAAUUGUCAUCCAACUCUAGAAGACACUUGAAGAGCCUUUGUUGGCAAGCAGAGGGCAGCUCAACUUAGCCAAAUGGAAGAAGGCCCCUAAGAUAGAAUAUAUUAUAUAUUUUAUUUGUUUUAUAAUAUUGCAAAAAAUGUUUCAAAAAAAUAUUGCAAAAUAAUAUUAAUAAUAAAGGUAAAAACACUA
This is a messenger RNA of Quercus lobata, 1413 nucleotides long. Its product is annotated as cysteine protease XCP1-like. Bases 41 to 1099 code for a protein of 352 amino acids. Gene Ontology annotation, biological process: proteolysis. Lineage: Eukaryota; Viridiplantae; Streptophyta; Magnoliopsida; Fagales; Fagaceae. Gene Ontology annotation, molecular function: cysteine-type peptidase activity. The transcript is spliced from 4 exons. The record is from RefSeq and is a predicted model, not a curated record.